This is a messenger RNA of Penicillium longicatenatum, 1548 nucleotides long. RefSeq lists its product as uncharacterized. NCBI's taxonomy places the organism in Eukaryota, Fungi, Ascomycota, Eurotiomycetes, Eurotiales, Aspergillaceae. Gene Ontology annotation, biological process: transmembrane transport. The transcript has 5 exons. Gene Ontology annotation, cellular component: membrane. Bases 1 to 1548 code for a protein of 515 amino acids. The record is from RefSeq and is a predicted model, not a curated record. Gene Ontology annotation, molecular function: transmembrane transporter activity.
AUGAAUUCCAUUUCUGAUCUAGAAGACAAGACCAAGGUGGCUUCCCCCGAGAAGCCCAUCAGUGACGAGGAGCAGCUGGCUGCCCUCGGUCACGUCCAGGAACUCCGUCGUGAAUUCUCACUAUGGUCUAUUGUGUGUCUUCAAAUUUCGUUGAUGGCAACAUGGGAGGCUCUCUCGUCUGUAGUGGCCACGGCUUUGACCAACGGUGGUGCCCCUUGUUUGUUCUAUAACUACAUUAUCUCCUUGAUCGGCACAAUCUUCGUUGUUUUGUCACUGUGUGAGAUUGCUGCAAUUUAUCCUACUGCAGGAGGACAAUAUCACUGGGUCUACUGUCUCAGUCCUGUAUCAUCUCGAGCCACGGCAACUUGGUUCACAGGCUGGAUUUCCAUCGGUGGCCAACUCGUUCUCGCCGCUUCAGCAGCCUUUGCCGCCGGGCUACAGCUGCAGUCUCUCAUUACCCUCAACAACCCCGACACAUAUGUUCCGACGAGAUGGCAGGGAAUGCUCUUCUAUUGGUUAAUCUUAGCAUACUCGAUGGCGGUCAAUAUUUUCGGCUCCAAGAUUCUACCUCAUACCAACACCACCGCAGGGGGAUUCAUCGCGAUCGUCUGUGUCCUGGGUGUAAUGUCCGACAAACAUUCCGCCGACUACGUCUUCAAGGAGUUUUCCAAUACCAGUGGCUGGACAAAUGACGGAGUCUCAUGGCUGGUGGGUUUACUCAGCACUGUGUAUCCCUUUCUCGGAUACGAUGCCGCCUGCCACCUAAGCGAGGAACUUCCCAAGCCUUCGCGUAACGUGCCCCUGGCCAUGAUCGGCAGUGUCGCCAUUAACGGAGUGAUUGGCCUUGUCUAUGCAAUCAUCCUGUUGUUCUCCUUAGGCAAUCUGCAAGAUCUCCUCGAGUCCAACACAGGAUUCCCUUUUAUGCAACUCUUCCUCAACGUGACAGGCUCCCGCGCCGGUGCCUCCGUUAUGGCGCUUUGCAUUACCUUAGUAGCCUUGGCUGCCAAUGCUGCUGGUACAACCUCAACCAGUCGCACGGCAUGGGCCUUUGCGCGCGAUCACGGUUUACCGGGUUCGGGAUUCUUUUCGUAUGUUAACCCGACCUUGCAAGUGCCCGUGCGCAUGGUGGUGGUUGUCGGGUUUCUGCAGAUGUUAUUGGGUCUGAUCUACCUGGGAAGCUCGACUGCCUUCAAUGCCGUCCUUUCUAUGGCUAUUCUCGGCAUGUAUGCGUCCUAUUUCUCUCCCAUUCUGUUUAUGCUUCUCUAUGGUCGACGAUCAUCCUCAUCUGCCAUCGGUGGAUUGGGAUCGGGCAUGUUCAAUCUCGGACUACGAUGGGGCCCAGUGGUGAACCUCAUUGCGCUGCUGUGGCUGACCCUUGCAAUGGUGUUCAGUACAUUCCCUACCGUCGAGCCCGUGACGCCCAACAACAUGAAUUACUGUGUAGUCGUGAUGGUGGGCUGGGUCUUCCUUGGUGGGGUGUACUAUUAUGCUUUUGGUGGGAAAAAGCGAUUUUCAGGCCCGGUGGUGGAAUUAGCAGAGGACAUAUAA